GCGCUACUCACACUGUGCAGUCCCCCACUUCUCACUGACUUACAUUUAUAGCUACACGAUAGGCGACCAUUGUUUUUCUUGCCCCCAAAUCACGACAGGCAUACACGGAAUUUCCAUCGACUUCUCACGCUAUUGGUGUGCAGCCUACCUGGUGAGUGCAGUACAGGAUGUCGACCACACCAGACUUAACCACAGACUUCUACACGACCUUGGCUCCGUUGUUUUCGGAUGUGCCACAGUUAGACGCAUCACAGUCAAACAUAACGUCAUGUCAGCAAUGGGAGGAAGCCCAUCACCUGCUGUUCCACCUGGGAAACCUGUGUCUGCUCGCAGGUCUGGUUAUCCCGACUACUCUUGGACUGCACAUGAUUUUCCUGAGACUUCUGUUAAUGGCAGGGUGUAGUUUCUUCAUCGCCUGGGCAACGCUCUACCGAUGCACCUUGGACAUUAUGGGCUGGAACAUAGUCUUCCUCGUGGUCAACUUCAUGCACUUUUUCUUCCUCAUGUACAAACGCAGACCUAUUAAGAUUGAUAGGGAGCUGAGGUCUGUGUACAAGCGCAUGUUCGAGCCACUGCAUGUGCGGGAGGCUCUGUUCCAGAGACUGACGGGACAGUUCUGCACCAUCCAGACCCUAAAGAAGGGGCAGGUGUACGCAGCUGAGGACAAGACGUCCGUGGAUGAACGCCUCAGCAUCCUCCUCAAGGGAAAAAUGAAGGUGACCUAUCGUGGUCAUUUCCUCCACAACAUUUACACCAAUGCCUUCAUCGACUCCCCUGAGUUCCGGUCCACCCAGAUGCACAGAGGAGAGCGGUUCCAGGUGACCAUUAUGGCUGAGGAGAACUGCAAGUUCCUGUGCUGGUCGAGAGAGAGGCUCACUUACUUCCUCGAGUCCGACUCCUUCCUGAACGAGGUGUUCAGAUACCUUAUCGGCAAGGACAUAACAAACAAACUCUACUCACUGAAUGACCCCACACUUAGUGACAAGGCGGUGAAGAAGAUGGACCGGCAGCCUAGCCUGUGCUCCCAGCUGUCCAUGACCCAGAUGAGGAACAGCAUGGCCAGCACUGGUGACACCGAUGACGUCCUGCACCAGAUCCUGAGAGGAGGCUCCGCCGGCUCUUCACUACAGAAAUCUCCAAUGCCGAAAGCCACCGCGAUGAAGCCUAUUGAGGAAGCCAUGGAGGACGACGACGUGUUUGAGUCUGACUCCCCCUCCAGAACAGACCGUGUCCCCAGUACCUCCCACCAGGAGGCGUGAUGAGUAGUGAUGUCAUAAGGAUACCCCCCCACCAACCCCACCUCUUCUCAGCCUGAGCAGGAACAUCAGAGAUCGCUCACCCUCUUAAAACCAGCAUGUGUGGGAAAGUGCUUUAUGCUGACGGAGGACACACAAAUGGUUUCUUAUUUCUUUAGCUGUUAUGUGUGAAGAUGUGAGUACUUGUCCUUUCAGGACAGUGCUGUGUUUUUUUUUUUUUUUUUUGGGGGGGGGGGAGGGGGCUCCAUUUCCAUUUGUACAUUCAUCCAUUUAGGACAUACUUAUACAGCACACUUGUACACUCUCAUUAGUGUGUGUGCAUGUGUGUGUGCACUGUACGCGUGUGUGUGUGUGUUGCCGAGUCAAAUCCAUGAUUUGAAGAUGUUUGGUGCUUUGCUCUAGUUGUUGUACAGGAUGGUCAACUGAGGUGGCAGCUGAGUAUGAGUCUGGUCAGGAUCUCAUGUUGAUCCACCACACCCCCUCUGUCUAGCAGUGGUCAGUGAGCUGACCACAGCGUUGCACUACUUCGUAAGGUUAGAGCUGUUAGCCAUGUAUAUUACAUAGCCAUGUACUGUGCCCCACUACACAGAUUCACUACUGUGGAUUUGCUUGAUUGACCUUUGGGUUAACUGUAGAUGAAACCUGAAUUUACAUUACCUGCUAAAGGCAGUGACCACUAAUGGAGAAUAUAUUUACAGUACAUUUACAUCUUAUAUGCACCAAACAUUUGUAGAUAUGUGUCUGUGUUUGCAGUGUAUGGCAAAUUCUAGCUUUCCUACACAGUAUAAAUCAAGUUGGCAAUGGCAAAUGCAGCACAAGAUGCAAAUAAAAUAUUGCUUUUGGUCAUCAAAAUGAACUUGGUUUGAACUAAA
Molecule: messenger RNA, 2128 nt
Organism: Alosa sapidissima (American shad)
Lineage: Eukaryota; Metazoa; Chordata; Actinopteri; Clupeiformes; Clupeidae
Gene: popdc1
Product: blood vessel epicardial substance
Exons: 8
Coding region: 168-1259 (363 amino acids)
Cellular component (GO): sarcolemma
Molecular function (GO): cAMP binding
Source: RefSeq, a predicted model, not a curated record